GUCCGUCUUAGCGGCCUGCAGUGGUUCAUUGUUGCUUCUGGUGGGAAUAAAAUGAACGAGACAAUGAUACAAUUUCAACAGAGCUUAAUUGAGCUAGAAGCUGAAGCAGAGCGUCUCCUUAUAGCACGCAACGAGUUGGUUGAAAAUGAUAGAGUGAGAAAUGGGAAUAGAGAAGCGUUGACUGCUUUGAGGAGGCGAGCACGGACAACAAAAUCCAGUGUCCCAUCACCUUUUGAGUCAAUUAUGAAGGACAUGGGAGGUUCUGAAACAAGGCCAUUGGUGAAGGAGAUUUGCACUACCUGCGGGAACCAUGACUCUAAUGAGCGCACCUGGAUGAUGUUCCCAGGAACCGAUGUGUUCGCCAGGGUUCCAUUUCAUGCAGCUCAUUCAAUCUUGGAGACAGAUCAGUCGAAACUUGAUUUUGAGGCAAAGAAAUUGCAAAGUUUUGUAAAAGAGCAGUCCCUUCUGAUCUCAGAAAAAGGGGUCCUCGCUGACAAGAUCAGUCCCGGGGUGCUCAAGGCUUUAGUGACAUUGACAGACAAACCCAAAUGAUUUUGCGUAUCUAUUUUGCCAUUCAUACUCCAAUAUGAAUAAGGAGAUGGAUAUUGCGCUCAUCCGGGAUCCUUGUUGAUGUGGCUUGGAUGGAGGGCUGAUUCUCAUGGAAGCGUUGAAAACAUCCCAAGUACAUCAUCUUUCACUUGUUACUGUUUUGAUUAUUCAUUACUUGUGCAUGUUGGGUAGCAUUAUCAUAGAUCAUAUCUUCGAGAUUGAUGGGAUUCUGGACUUAUCUGAUUGGCGUAUAUUAACAUGUACUCUCUAAAUUAUUCUGCGUACCGUAUCUGCAUUACAAUUUUAGCUUCA
Molecule: messenger RNA, 861 nt
Organism: Cucurbita pepo subsp. pepo (vegetable marrow)
Lineage: Eukaryota; Viridiplantae; Streptophyta; Magnoliopsida; Cucurbitales; Cucurbitaceae
Product: P53/DNA damage-regulated protein
Source: RefSeq, a predicted model, not a curated record